Messenger RNA from Pseudocercospora fijiensis CIRAD86, 1113 nucleotides. RefSeq lists its product as uncharacterized. Lineage: Eukaryota; Fungi; Ascomycota; Dothideomycetes; Mycosphaerellales; Mycosphaerellaceae. The record is from RefSeq and is a predicted model, not a curated record. The transcript is spliced from 3 exons. Bases 1 to 1113 code for a protein of 370 amino acids.
AUGCAGGAGUCACUGAGUCAGUUCCCGCAAGGUCCCUCAAUCUUGGCGUUUGAUGCUAUAAAGCAAACACCAAACUCGAGUAUGGCAUCGCCAGCUAGCUCGCAGACCAAUUCCAGUGUCACCUCGCCCGAGAUCAAGGUCACACCAGAUCAUGGCGAAGGUGGCGACUUGCAACUAUCUCAGCCAGCGACUGGUAGCAGGGCCGUUAGCUGUGAGGAGAACGGACCACCUUCAGGAUCACCAUCAAGCACGAAAGCGCCACCAUCCAAUCCGACUGCUACUUCCAAGCAGAACAAGCCGGACUUGAAGCUAGAUGUCAAGCCAGAGUUGAAGAGACAAACCUCGGGCUAUGGCUCGCUGAAAAUCUUCAAAGGCCUUGGAAACAACGGCAAUCGCUCCUCGAGCAGUCUUUUUCACCGUAACGAGAAGUCGUCUGCGCCUCACAGCCUCGGAAGCGGUAGCGGCACUCAGAGUCCAACGCCAGAGACACCCAACGUCAAGGCUAUCUUCUCCAAGAACACUUGCCCGGACCUUAACUCGGUUAAUCGCGCUCUGGAAGAACUUCGUAUUCAGUCUCGAUCCGAAGACGAUCCAUUCGUCAAACAUCUCUCUCGCCUCCAAUCUGAGAUCCGUAGUGCUGAGCAAGACUGCAAGAAGCUGCUGUCCCUCGCCAUGCAAGAGCGUGACCUAAGGCGCUACGAGGUGUGUCGCGGUCUCUGCAUUCGCAUCGUCCACAAUCAGCACUCCCAAGCCGACACUAAAGUCUAUGCCUACAACAUUUUGGCCACCCAAGCUUCACCAGGCCAAGCAGGAAAGUUCCUGGAUGAGGCGGCCAAGUUGGUGCAAAGGGACAUUCCAAGUCCUGAUAAGGAGAAACUGAUGAGCGUGAUCGCUUUACUUCGUGCUGGAGCCGUUGCUAAAGACACCAAAUCUAAGACCAAUGGCAACGUUCCGAGUCAGGAGAAUGACUCUUCUACCGCCUCCAAAGCUCCUCCAACAGCCUCUGGAGGUCUGCGAGUUCCGGCGGCAAGUAUGCCAUCGGGAGCUAUGACGCCGAAGAGUGAGAAGAUCUUGCAAUGGGCAGCUCCGCCUAAGAGAGCGGAUAGCGUUUAG